Molecule: messenger RNA, 306 nt
Organism: Prorocentrum cordatum
Lineage: Eukaryota; Dinophyceae; Prorocentrales; Prorocentraceae
Source: the annotation of a GenBank genome assembly
AUGCGCCUGUGCCUGCGCCGGCUGGUCAAGCUCGUGGCUCAGGAUGUUGAUAUGGUCCUGCUGCGCCGAGGCAUCUGCACACACGGCCUGGACCUGACAGGUUAUUGCCCGCCCGAUGCUGGCAUUGUUGCCGGCCCGCCGGUCGAUCUUGCUAAGGAGGCUGUUCCACCAGAACGGAGUUUGGUCUUCGUCGUCGCGACGUCCUCAUCACUGCUCUGGCCAGACCUGGAAUGGGAAGAUUAUUCAAUGCUGCCUGUCGGCGGCAGACGACUGCGAGCGCCUCCACGCUUGCUGCGCCCAUGGUAA